UCAGGGGUCAUGUGACCAUGAAAGUCAUGUCACUAGUAUAAAUCCUCAGACAGACCGCGUACUGCUUCUCUCCCAGCCCUGUAUCCGGUUCGGUCUGGCUGUAACGUGAGCCAUGGCAGACCAGGCUUUUGUCACCCUCGCCACAACUGACAAUUAUGCCAAAGGAGCAAUGGUACUUGGCAAGUCCUUGAGGAACCACAACACAUUGAGGAAACUAGUGGCCCUGAUUGGCCCCCAUGUCUUGGAACCCUCCAGAGCAGUGCUUCGUAAAGUCUAUGAUGAGGUCAGGCUGGUGGACGUCCUGGACAGUGGGGAUGCUGCACACUUGGCCAUGAUGAAGAGACCUGACCUGGGCGUCACCUUCACCAAACUCCACGGCUGGACCCUUACAGAAUACUCCAAAUGCGUGUUUAUGGAUGCAGAUACUCUAGUUUUGUCUAACAUAGACGAGUUAUUUGAGAGAGAGGAGCUCUCUGCUGCACCAGAUCCUGGCUGGCCUGAUUGCUUCAACUCUGGUGUGUUCGUCUUCCAUCCCUCCAACGAGACCUAUGGGAAGCUUCUCACCACCUGCUCAGAGAAUGGCAGCUUUGAUGGUGGGGAUCAGGGCAUUCUCAAUAGCUUCUUCAGUGAUUGGGCAACAGCAGACAUUUCAAAACACCUUCCUUUCAUCUACAACCUCAGCAGUAUCGCCAUCUACACCUAUCUCCCAGCAUUCAAGCAAUACGGCCACGAUGCCAAGGUAGUUCAUUUCCUUGGCAAAGUCAAACCGUGGGAUUACAGUUAUGACACCACAAGCAAAACAUUAAAGGGACAGUCCCAGGAUGCUUCUGACAUGCACCCCAACUUCUUGCUGCAAUGGUGGGAGCUUUUCUCUUCUUCAGUAUUGCCCCUCAUGAAGGAGGAAUACGGUGACCAGCCCUUCCAUUCCGGAUGCACAGAGUUUCGUAUCACAUGGGAUAUUGCAGCCUACACCGACACAACUAUUGUUAGAAAUGCUGUUGUGUUGGGUAAAAAUCUCUUCCUGGAUGACUUUCCAUCAACUGACAUGGUUCAUAGUGAUAUUCACGUUGAUGUGGCUCAGAUGCACAUGUCCCAUCAUCCCCCUCCACCUCAGAUGUCGUCUCAGGAGCGCAAACAGAAGUGGGAACAUGGCCAAGCAGACUACAUGGGACUGGACUCUUUUGAGAACAUAGAGAAAAAGCUAGAUUCUUUCUUGAAGUGAGAGCCUCAUAGGAACGGAUCAUCAGAUCUAGUUUUGUACUAGGGUACGUAUAGGCCAUGAAAUCACAUUAAAAAACAAAAAUAAAAAAUACAUCCUCUAAUUUUUAUACCAGUCCAGACCAUCUAUGCAGCUCAACUACUCAACCUCUUACACACUGUGAUUGCAACAGUUAUUAGAAUGACACAAUAUGUCACUUGCCUCAUUUCCAGAGGAGACGUGACAUGACGUAAUUAUUCAGUCAUUGUUUCUGAUCUCACUGAACAAGACACUACUGUUGUUGUUUUUUUAUUAUUUAAAAUACUAUAAUGUAAAUGUUACAACUUAUUUGCCUUUUGGGUGUUUGUGAAGAUCAGAAACAUUUGAAGAAAAUAGAGAAACAUACAGCAAACAAAACAAUACCAAACCUUGUAAAUGUCAAAUAUACUGUACACCACUCCAUAUUCAAUAUUAAUCAUCUAAUGAUAUUGUGUUUACAAUACACACUGUGUGCUGCCAACUCGCUUGCAUUGUUAAUAUUGGCUCUGAUACACAUCAGCAACUCUUAUUGUGUGCACCAAAGUCAUUCUUCUCUUGCCUACUGGGCAAUCACUCCCUGGACCAGGGAUAAGGCACAAGGGUUUUGCUACACCUUGUUACAACUUAUGCUAGUAAUGCUGUAGCUGUUGUUAACUAGUUCGUAACCUCUCUGUAGCUCUGCUCCCACCUGCAACAUCUGAAAUAAAGAACUAGUAAUACGAGUCCUAAUUUAAUGUCAUUAGAACCAGUUGAAGCUUUCAUGAACAAAUAAAAAUCUAAUGUUUACUGUAAUGAAAAUAACAACCAUCUUAGAUUAAAGAGAUAUUGUGUAUAUAAUGUGAGUUGGAAAAAAAAGAACCUAACUGAACAAUUUGCAAUAAAGUAAAAGAAGUGCUGUCUUUAAA
This is a messenger RNA of Sinocyclocheilus anshuiensis, 2142 nucleotides long. Its product is annotated as glycogenin-1-like. The record is from RefSeq and is a predicted model, not a curated record. Gene Ontology annotation, molecular function: glycosyltransferase activity. Lineage: Eukaryota; Metazoa; Chordata; Actinopteri; Cypriniformes; Cyprinidae. The transcript is spliced from 8 exons. The coding region runs from base 113 to 1222 and encodes 369 amino acids.